Funneliformis caledonium is the source of this 669-nucleotide messenger RNA. The record is from the annotation of a GenBank genome assembly. NCBI's taxonomy places the organism in Eukaryota, Fungi, Glomeromycota, Glomeromycetes, Glomerales, Glomeraceae.
AUGAGUGAACAAAUUAGUGUGGUUCUUUUUGGACUCACCGGGCAAGGAAAAUCCUCAAUUGCUAACAUGCUGAUACAAGGUGACAUUCGUCAUAAAGAAAAUAAAUUCGUGGUUAAUGACGACGCUAUCGGUGCAAGUGCUCAAAUAAAAUGUAAUGCUAAUGAUGCAUUUAUAGUGCACGAUACGAUUGGAGUAGGUGAAACAAAUUGCGGAAGUGUUCCGCAUAAGGAGGCUGUCAAAAGGAUAAGAAAUUAUUUUUCAGAAUGUAAGAUGCCACUCAACUAUAUAGCUUUCGUUAAAAAAAAAGGUAGAUUUACGGAAGAAGAUCGUAAAAUGUUCAAAAUAUUUAAAGAGAUCUUUGAGGGGGGAGAGAAAAAUUUCAUCAUCAUCAUUACAAAUAGUGGUCCGGAGUGGGUCAAGAAAUACUCAAAAACAAUAAAGGAGAAUCUUGGAGAUCAUCCGAUUAUUCCGGUCGAUUUUCCGUGGAGUGAAGAUGAAAAUUUUUACGAAAGUGUAAUUAAGCGAAAGAAAAGAAUACAAAGUCUGUUACAUUUAAUUGAUGAGCUUUUUAAUUUAGAAUAUGAGGGUAUUGAACUAGAGGUUCUUGACUCGGUCCAGGCGAUUCCAGUGGUUGGUCGUCUAAUUUCUUCUAUAUUUUUUAAGAAAUAG